Messenger RNA from Platichthys flesus (European flounder), 3919 nucleotides. RefSeq names its product potassium voltage-gated channel, KQT-like subfamily, member 1.2 (gene kcnq1.2). The record is from RefSeq and is a predicted model, not a curated record. Gene Ontology annotation, biological process: potassium ion transport; transmembrane transport. Bases 35 to 2158 code for a protein of 707 amino acids. The transcript has 18 exons. Gene Ontology annotation, cellular component: membrane. Gene Ontology annotation, molecular function: voltage-gated potassium channel activity. NCBI's taxonomy places the organism in Eukaryota, Metazoa, Chordata, Actinopteri, Pleuronectiformes, Pleuronectidae.
UCAAGCCUCCCUUGACCAUCCCCAACCUGGCAACAUGGGGGAGAAACGGGCGCACUCCUUCCACAUGACAUGUCACGUGCAGCGCGACUAUGGCAGCAGGAUGGGGAGCUCCUUCAUAAGUUGCAGUCCCAAUGGAUAUGCCAGCAACAGCCUCAGCUUCGACCAGGAGAUGGACGCUGACCUCGCAGCCAUGACGGGCACAACUGCUGAACGGGCUCCUGAACCCGGCAGAAGCCACUUCUCUCCUGUUUCACUGGAAAUGGACCCCACAGCGGUGAAUAAUGGAGCAGACACAAAGGACCCAGCGUUGCAGAUGAUAAACAACCUACCCUCGACCACCUCCAUCCCACUACCGCUCCCUCGUUCGAGCUGGAUGCAUCAUCACCAAAAGCAUUUCCCGAGCCCGUACAUCAAUACUAGCAUGCAGGGGGAUGUUUACAACUUCCUAGAGAGACCUGCUGGACUGAAAUGCUUCCUCUACCACUUCCUUGUCUUCGUCAUGGUCCUGGUGUGUCUCAUCUUCAGUGUCUUGUCAACUAUAGAGCAAUACGCAGACUUCGCCACUGGAAGCCUCUUCUGGAUGGAGAUCGUGCUGGUGCUGUUCUUUGGAACGGAGUAUGUGGUGCGGCUGUGGUCGGCAGGCUGUCGCAACAAAUAUUCAGGCAUCAAAGGACGCCUCCACUUUAUCAGGAAGCCCAUAUCAAUCAUAGAUUUGAUAGUGGUCAUUGCCUCGAUCAUUGUGCUCGGUGUCGGGUCCAAUGGCCAAGUCUUUGCUACGUCUGCCAUCAGGGGCAUCCGGUUCCUCCAGAUCCUGCGCAUGCUGCACGUGGAUCGGCAGGGGGGAACAUGGAGGCUCCUGGGAUCUGUAGUCUUCAUUCAUCGACAGGAGCUGAUCACGACUCUGUACAUCGGAUUCCUGGGCCUGAUCUUUUCGUCCUACUUUGUCUACUUGGCGGAGAAGGACGCUGUGGAUGAGGAGGGCAAGACGGGCUUCUCCAGCUACGCUGAUGCCCUGUGGUGGGGCGUGGUGACUGUCACCACCAUUGGCUAUGGAGACAAAAUUCCUCAAACAUGGGUCGGCAAGGCCAUUGCCUCCUGCUUCAGCGUCUUCGCCAUCUCCUUCUUCGCUCUGCCGGCUGGUAUCUUGGGCUCAGGUUUUGCUCUAAAGGUUCAACAGAAGCAGAGACAGAAGCAUUUCAAUAGACAGAUUCCUGCUGCAGCCUGUCUCAUUCAGACGCUGUGGAGGUGUUAUGCAGCAGAGAAACCAUUCGGCUGUGCUACUACAUGGAAAAUGUACGUCCUGACUCCACAGGCUGUCACCAAAGUGGAAUCUGACAACUCCAGUCCUAACAUUAGGAAACUGCACCUAUCGAAAAGGGGGACCAAGAGGAGGCUGAAGUCCAGGGGUAAUAGUUCAAUGCGUGAAGCAUCAGAGAGAGCCAUAUCCAUCCCCCGGAUCACCUACGAUCACAUCGAUGACUCAGAGGGGAAGAAAGAUGCCACCUUUUUCUUGGAAGAGCCGAGGGAGAAUGCUGAAGGAAUCAACAGGAUGCUCAGACAAACAGGCCCUCAUCAUCAUUCUUGGUCGUCAUUUGCUCAGAGCUGUCCUGCCUCUCCAGUGAGGAGGAAUCACGACAACAACACCUCCAUCGACAUCUCCCGCACCAGCAGCAUAACCGAUGAGCUCGACUACAUGAGUGAGGACGUUCCCCUGCCAGUGGUGUCGGACAAAACCCAGUUGUCCCAUGCCCAGAGGUCAGCAGUCAAAGUCCUCCGCAGGAUGCAGUACUUUGUGGCCAGGAGGAAAUUUCAGCAAGCCCGGAAACCCUACGAUGUGCGGGACGUGAUGGAGCAGUACUCCCAGGGUCACCUCAACAUGAUGGUCCGCAUCAAGGAGCUACAGAGAAGACUGGACGGCACUCUGGGAAAACCAGGAAUGUUUCUUCCAGGAAAAGGGGAUGAUAAAGAAUACCCGACCGUUGGAGCAAGACUGAUCAGGCUAGAAGAUAAGGUUCAUCAGAUGGACCAGAAAAUGGACUCAGUCCUGCGGAUUCUAAAGGAGCAGUUCUCGCCCAAACCGGAGCUGAGGUCCAAGCCCUCCAUCCGCAGGGUGACCAUCCAGAAGUGCAUGGGUGCCAGCAUCGAUGACGGGCCAUGAAGUCAUGGAGACGGCACGCUGCUGGGCAUGAUGAUGUCAUCACCAAAGGACAAUUACAAAGGGCACUAGGACACAUACACAGCCUGGCCUCCAAUACAGGGGGCUAUCGCAAAAAUUUAAUUUUCCGAACUCCAUUCACGUUUUUUUCGAAAACUCCAAGGCCUUCGACCCCUAUGAAGAGAACAACUUGAUUCAUAGAACCACAGAGAGAGGUUUUGUAAGACAGUUGACUUUCUGAUGAUUAGAGGCCUGGAAGGGUCUCUCUUUUCUACAUGCACCUCCUGCACCUGCAUUGUGGGCCCUCUGUCUCUUUCCGUGCAGCGACAUGCCACAUGAAUUUAUUUCACUGCAUUAGCCUCAUAAUCACACUACUCAGAUGAUGUUAAUUUAUAUGUGGCCUGUCACUGAGCUGCAUUCCUGCACUCCAAAUAUUAUUCCAAAGCUAACUAACCCAGUAAUGAAGCCGUAAUGCAAUCAAAGCACCCGAGUUCCCCAAAGACACAGAGAAAAACCCAGAAUCCAGCCAUGGCAGAGGCAUUCCUCAAAUCCGUCUGAUUAUCUUGGCACCGUCCACACCAAGUACACAACAGGGUUAUUUCUAUAGCCACAUAUCCAUCUAGCCUAACUGAACUUAGACUGCGGCGGCUGUUUGUUAGUAGUGAUCAAAUAACCCGAGGAGGGAAAGGCAGAUUAUCUGUUGACUUUGCCUGCGUUACAGGGACCGGAAGGCUGGAGUAAAAAGAAAUGGAACUGAAUAAAUGUGUGCGGGGUGGUUAACGCCUUGCUGAUUUACAGCUACGUUUGGGCUAAUAAAAAUAACCAAACGGCCAUGACAGGGCCUGGUGCUGUGCUACAGAAAUACAGUCAGAAGUUAUGGCACGGCCUCUGUUUGCUCAAAGUUUUCACCGGGAGACUGCAAAUGCAUCUCGAUCUCAGGCUGCACCAGGAGCAGGCUUAAUAUGCUCUAUUACCCAUUUCGGGGGGUGGGGGGGGCUCACUCUGCUGUGUGCAAUUUGAAAUAAAUUUGCUCCCAUUAGACCUCUGAUUAUUUAUUUUUCUCUUCUGAGCUAAUGAAGUGCUGAAUUCCUGGUAAGGGGAGAUCAGUCACUGGGAGCUUCUAAUGAAAGGAAACACUGGAAAAUGUGCAGAAUUCAAGCUCCGAGGAGCGGGCGCACCGAUUCUGUGCGAAACGUUUGGGAAAUAUCAGGCUACCGCUGAGAGCCCACAUUUCGGAUAAAAAGACAAUACGCUCACUGUGCUCCCGUAUUCAUUGUAUUUAUCUGACUGGACACGGAGGCAUGUAGGAAAUAGAAAAUAGAAAAUAACAUAACUAUGUAGCUACUGUUUGAAAGGCCUCCCGUAAUUAUAGCAUUCACAUUCCUAAAAAGUCAGAUGCACACACAAAAGAGGGAUGAACCAAUGGACGGGGAGAGGAGAGAAUGAUUCUCUUCACCAGCAUGUUUUUUCAUUUUUUGCUGUGAUUGAAUAUUAUUUAUCUUCCAUGAAAUUAAUUUUGAAUAAACUCUAAUGUUGUGACAGACCUUGACACCUAUCUGCCUGUCUGAUCUGCUGUACAGUUUUAUAAGAGAUGUAAAUAGAAACAUUGCCUUAUUGUACUGUAUUUAUUAUCAUCCUGGACCAUGUCUGCUUGUCGGUGUGAUGAGAAACACAGGCCGAGGCUCCCGUUGUACAGAUGGAUGGAAAUGAUUGUAAAUGAUAUUCACGCAUACCCUCUGCAAUGUGGCUCUGCUGUAAAUAAUA